Messenger RNA from Funneliformis mosseae, 189 nucleotides. Lineage: Eukaryota; Fungi; Glomeromycota; Glomeromycetes; Glomerales; Glomeraceae. The record is from the annotation of a GenBank genome assembly.
AUGUUAAAAUAUAUUCAAGAAGAUAAAUGCGCAUUAUGUCUCAUUGAAAUGAAAUUUGAAUGGAAUCGGCCAGGAGAUAUAUCCCAGUGGACAAGUCUAGUUCAUGCUGUUCACAUAAGGAAUAUGGCUAAAAAAUCGAGAAAUAAUCAGCGCAAGACUGCAGAUAAGGAAGACAGGAUAGAGUUGUAG